Molecule: messenger RNA, 5157 nt
Organism: Fusarium sp. VM40
Lineage: Eukaryota; Fungi; Ascomycota; Sordariomycetes; Hypocreales; Nectriaceae
Source: the annotation of a GenBank genome assembly
AUGACGACGCAACUUCUCGCCACGGAGUUGGCCAAUCUGAUCCAGGAGAGCAAGAGGAAGCACAAUGACCUACGACAAGCUGCGGAGAAAUCUUUAGAAGAGCUAAAAAGCUUGAGAAAUCCGUCUGAACAGACUGCGCCUGAAGAGCUCUCUCAAAAGCCCAACUUUGUUAAUCCCUUCAUUAUUGCAUGUGGUACAAAAAAUGCCAAAUUUACUGCUAUCGCUAUCGCCUGUCUCCAGCGUCUUAUUGUUGCUCAGGCUCUCCCACGGUCCAGGCUAAAUCAAGUGCUGGAGGCGUUGAUGCAAGCUACAUCAGCCGGCCUCGAUGUGCAACUAAAGAUCUUGCAAGCUCUACCCUCACUCGUCCAGAACUAUGCAUCAGAUCUUAAAGGGAAUCUGUUAGUGACGACGCUGAACAUUUGUUUCACUCUUCAGAGUAGCAAAAAUGCAAUUGUGAACCAUACAUCAGCAGCGACGCUCCAGCAACUCGUAGUGUCGGUGUUUGACAAAGUUGUUUCCGAAGAUAAGAAAGCGGGCGACGCACCUGCGGCCAGCGAUGCAGAGUAUUCAGAAAACCACCCUGCAGCUACCGAUGCCUACCGAAUCUUCAAUGACCUGUGUCUUAUGACAGAGAACCAACGACCAGAGUUCCUCCGGGUUUCAGGGCUUCAGCAGACGUUUGGAUUAGAGCUUAUUGAGUCUGUUAUUACAAACCAUGCUACUGUCUUUAGUAACCAUCCUGAGCAAGCUCAGAUUCUACGCAGCAGAGUUAUGCCGCUUAUCAUAGGGGCUCUAAGGGGAAAGCCGAAUUUCGCUACUACUGUGCGCCUGGUGCGGAUUUUAUACACAAUACUGCGUGGGCAUAUCAACAUCUUACCGUCAGAAUGUGGGGAGGCGCUGGCUGUCCUGACAAAUAUUCUUGACCAAGAUGAAACCGUCUGGAAGAGAGCAUUGUGUAUGGAGGUUUUCCGUGGUAUAUUCGCGGAUCAUGCUCUUCUCAGGCGAAUUUACGCAAUGUUUGACGUUGGAGAGGGAAAGAAAGAUGUUCUCAAGCCCCUGAUAGCGACCUUUGUACGUUUGAGUACCGAAAAGCCUAAUGUGAUAGGACUCGGACACCAGUCAUCUUUGCCCACAACCAGCUCAAGCACAAGUGGCUCUUCUGAGCAGGCUAUUGCGGAAGCAAGUGGCAUGACAGGGCUGAUGACAGGACCCGUUGGGCCAGAGACCACGACCACGGGCAUCAGCACCCAAUGGAGCUCGGUCCGCGUUCCUUGUAUCGACCAGCUCGACAAGACGGAAGCACCGAACAUCCCAGAGUCGUACCUGUACAGCCUGGUUCUGGCCUGCAUAUCGUCUGUGUCUGAUGGCCUUGCAAAGUUCAUUCUCCCUCUUACGGUUCCAAGUGAGACAAGAAAUCGAAAGCGGACUUCCAGGCAAGAGUUUGGCCGCGACUCCCCUGCACCACAGACAGAGCCAGACAGUACGCCGCCAAGAGGGAGAAUGGAAAGGUCAACAUCUUUUAAGAAGAAUCCUGUCCCCAUGAACCCGCUAUCCCUGGAAGACCAUCCACUUCAUUCAGACGUCAAGAUCUGUGCCGCAAUUGUUGAGGAGUGCUGGCCUGCGAUUCUAGCAACAUGCUCUACAUUCUUAUAUGCUGCGCUGGACUCGGAAUACUACCACGGAUUGGUGCGCGCCUUUCAAAGAUUCGCUCACGUUGCUGGCUUGCUGCGGUUAUCAACACCCCGAGAUGCUUUCAUCACAACAUUGGGCAAAGCAGCUGUCCCGCCCAAUGUGCUGACAGCGUGUGUCAAUGCUGGCCAACCUCGACCUCAGACACCAAGCACACCAACGGAUGGCAGUCUUUUUAGCAACGCUAGAGGACUACUAAGUGUUGAUAGCUUAACACCAACCACACCCACCGCUGAAAAAGGACGACAGGCAUCGUUCGAUGGUUCUGGUGCUUCCUUAAAUACUCGAAAUUUACUCUGUCUCCGGGCUCUAUUGAACCUGGGCAUAGCACUAGGUCCGACUCUGGAAGGAGCAUGGAGCAUCAUUCUGGAGACGCUGCAACAGGCUGACUUUGUGCUGUUCGUAAGUGGAAAGUCUCCCGGUAGAACACCAUCAAUGAACCGGGGACCCGAUUCAGGGGGUGACAGUGAAGCCGCAGCGUUAAUGGCCAACUUUGGCUCCGAGGUUCGAGCGGUUGAAACUGCGGCAUCGAGACUUAUCGAGAGUACAGCUGACUUCCCUAACGAAUCGUUUCUGGAAGUCGUGGCCGCUAUCUGUGGUUUAUUGAUGCAGAAGCCUAUUGGCCAGCCUGAAACUACUGCUCGACCCCAGGCACCAACUGACGGGCAACAGCUCAAGGCUCCUGUAGUACAAGGCCGUCGAGUGUCUGGGCAGAUGAGUUCUGGAUCUACUCAAGAAGACCAAUUUGCACUCGCUAAACUUGGCGAGCUCGCUACUAUCAACAUUGAACGACUAUUAGAGUACAGUCCGGAAGAGUCUGGCUGGAAUGUACUAACCAACGAGCUUAUCGAUACCUUGACUUCCUCCAUCACGAACUCAUCUGUCAGGACCAGGGCAGCAGACAUACUCGUGAAACUGGUUUUGGAGGCUGCUAAUGUUACAUCUUCACUCCCAGAAGAUGCCCGCGGCGAGAUUCAACUGCGGUUCUUCGAAGCCCUUCAUAGGUCACUGGCACCUCUUCUCGAGGGCAAUCGGGAGGUUUCUCUGGCUAGUCACUCAACAGACAUCGACAUUCACAAAAUCAUCCUUGACGGUCUUCAGAGUAUCAUCGAGGGCAACGGAGAAACUUUAGUCAAAGGAUGGGACAUUGCUUUUGAAAUCAUCGGCACUAUUUUUAUCACGAGGGAAUCUGACGCAUCUUAUCGUCGUGGCUCGGUAGCCAACCCUAUCUUGCUUGAUACCCGAUCCGCGAGACUUAUUAGGUCUUCUUUCAACUCCCUCCAGCUUAUAUGCUCGGAUUUCUUGGCCUCGUUACCAAACUCAUGCUUCUUAAUCCUGGUCGACAACCUUUACAAGUUCUGCUCACAAGAUGACGAUCUUAACAUUGCAUUGACUACAGUGACGUUCUUCUGGGUGCUGUCCGAUUUCCUCUCUACGAAGAAUGAGUCUCUUGACAUCACCGCAGACAUGAUACAGGGCACUGAGCUUUCUGAUUUGGAGAGCAUGGCGGCCGACCACAGCCACAAGAGCUCUGACGCAGCAUUGUGGAUGUUGCUUCUGCUCCGACUGACAAACGUCACUACAGACGACAGACUUGAGCUUCGCAAUAGUGCAAUUCAGACUUUGCUUAGAAUAUUUGAUGCAUACGGUGACCGACUUAGCCCAGAAUCCUGGUCAAUAUGUGUCAAAUCAGUCGUUUUCAAGCUCUUGUCAUCGAUCGAGCAAGAAAUCAAAGUCUUACAGUCAGGUGAAGAAGAGGAAGCGGAUGACAGCGAGAGAGUUGAGUGGACUGAGACAGCUGUUGUGGUUCUCAACGGCAUCUCCAGCCUUCUCGCCAACUACCUUGAUAUCCUUACGGUUCAUCCUUCAUUCAACCACCUGUGGCAAGAAUUGCUUACUCAUUUUACAACACUACUAGACUUUGAAGUGUUGGAUAUUAAUACUGCAAUCUUCAAGGCUCUUGCACACAUUCUAUCUGGAACCAACGACGACGGCAAGUCUAUUUUCAGUGAGACCGCGAUCGAUGUUGCAUGGGACUUGUGGGCGAGAGGAGUUCCAACUUCCAACCCUAUCAACGAUAAGGCUGAGGAUAACCAAAGUUGCCUCAUUGCGUACGUAUCUGCCUUGACAGAGAUUUAUAGACUUGUCCAGGAAGUUCUUGGGGUAAAGAGAGCCAGCAGAAUCCUGAACUUGCUCCGGAAAACCUUGGACGAAGCCUCUGUUGGCAGUUAUGUUCAAGACAUAGAGUAUAUGACUCCUUUGCAGGCGCAUAUUCUUGAGGCUGUUCAAAUGAUCCGAACAGACAUCGAAGGCGUACCAUCAGCCAUGAUCGCCCAAGUCGCGGACUUCGUGAUUUUGCCUUUUGUACAGGCUGAUUCAUCGAAGCCCGGACCUAAACGCACCUACAUUGCGCUUUCCAAGGCGAGUAUGAAGACGCUAGAGAAACUCAUUCUCGAGCACUCAUCGGACUUCGAUAUAUAUCGUAGCAACUCCUUCUACGAGGCACUAAAGGCAUUGUGCAAGCCCAUUGCUUUGAAAUAUGGGUUUUCUACAGUUACUAAAUCUACACAGCCAUGGAGGCUGGCUACUUCUACAGCGCUGAGUAUUCUUGAGGCGACUCUAUCGCAGGUCACUACACUUGAGCUCCCAGCUGGAGUUACACAGAACAUCUGGACUACAAUAGUGGCUAUUGCUGAUGGGAUUGUGAGUGCAGACUGUGGAAUUGCUCCUCCCAGCACAGACUUUGCAGACGACGAGAGUUUUGAUAUUGAAUCGUUCCACAAGCUGCGGGAACUUAUCAUACCCUCCAUCGGUGCCUCCGCUAUUUCUGAGAAGGUUCGUAAGGCGUACGCAGAAAGUCUCUUCAGGACAUCGAUAAUCCAUGCUCCCUCGCCUGACGAGGAAUCGAUUAUCAACGGCACUCACGAGAAAGGCUUAUCAGCACUUUAUGCUCCACGAGCAGGUCGAACAGUAUCAGUGACGCCAACGAGGCGCGUGCAUACAGCUUAUGUCGUUUGCGAAGUUCUGUUUGCCUUGGUUGCUGCUAAGGAUGAGCCAACAAUUGUCAUUCAACCUCCGACGCCAAAGUUUCCAGAUCCGAAACAAAGCCGUCUCGCCGAGUCGCCAGUUGUUCUACACGCUCGGAUUGCCAGCACUGCGGCACCGUUCCUCAUACUCCGAUGUGCAUUGACAUUGAGAGCAUAUAUCGCUGAUCAGCCCCUUCGAGGCAAGAUGCCGCAGCCUUUGAGUCAGCGAAAGGAGUUAUUGUGGAUUCUGCGGAAGCUAGUUGACUUAAGGAGCGAUAAGAGCGCGAUUCCUGAAUUAAGUAACAUUGAAAGCGACGGGAGGAAGCAUCUACUGAGACUGUAUCCUCUUAUUGUACGAGCGUCUGGUGUAGCCGGGGAUGAGAAAGUUGGUAGCCUGCUUAGAGGGGCUUUGGAAGUUGUUGGUGAUGAACUGGGGUUUUAA